AUGUAUACAUUUAAAGAAGAACAACAUAGUUAUGAAGAUGCACUUGAUUUGAAGCAUAAGGAAACAGAAGCAACAGCAAAAGAGCAUCAUUUAAAGCAAACUACUAUCAACAUGACAUUUGACACAGUUGAAGACGUGGAAGGAUUCACAUCUACUGUAUUCAAAGGUAAUCGUGAAAAGGUCUUUACGGUUGAGCCUAGUUUUAUGUUGCCUCGAAAAAAGGAUGAACUCUUUUAUGAUCAUAGUCAAAAGUGUGUCAUCAUUCAAUAUUAUCAUGACGCUUACUUUGAAGACCGUCAUCAUCAAUCAGAUGAAAUGUAUCAUUAUCAUUCCACAAGAAAUAAAAGAAGACAGAGGUCUAUGAUGAAUAUAAAUCAACAAGAGUCGAUUGACAAUGAUGAUCAAAGACGUCACUCUGCUUAUGAACUUAUGCCCAAUGCACUCUCAAGUCAGAAUAGAAAGAGGGAGCCUACCACCCCUCAAGAUGAGUUUGUUUAUGAUUUGGCUACUGUUGACCCACGCUACACAUACAACCAUUGUUUGGGUAUGGGAGACGAAAGCCAAGACGAUGUAACCCAAAGCAACACUUUGUUUUCAACACCCUCAGCCAUGAUCCGUACACCUUCACCAAAAUGUAUUCAAAAAAAGAAAAAAUGGCUCAAGUGCGUACUGAGCUCUACAAAACAAGCACUGAAAAAGAAAUUAGGAAAGGGUCAUCCACUGCCUUCUAUUCAAGUAAUUUCAGCUACCAACGAAUUGGGCGAUGUCUUGAAUUGUGUCCAGCAAAAAGAAAUUAUGUCACAACUUAACCAGCCUUUACCAUCAAGGCAAGUACAAUUAUCGCCUGAAAAGACUCGUAUUACAAGUCUGCCUCGUAUCUGGGUAUUUCGGUUGAUAGAAGAGGGUAUGCAUAAUGAUACAACACAGGUUGUAUGGACUGGAUUUGACUUUGAAAACCAACAAAAGAUGGAGAAAGGACAUGCAUCGCUUGUCUUGUAUGAUUCUCAUAUUGGUUGCAGCACAAUGGCUGUCACUGUUCAGCCUUUAGAGAACAAGGGACAUUACUUUACAGACCAAGGUCAACAGUUUCAAGAAGCUUUGUCAUGGUUACCUGUUGAUGAACGCCCAUCUGUUAUGCGAUUCAAAUUCGAUCGUGAUCGUCAUUUAGCUCUUGCAAGUCGUUUAAUACGUCGUUAUUAUUUUUCUCGUCUUUUGAACAGACAUUGGUCUGAUCUUGAGUUUACCAUCUUACCAGGAGGUAAACCAAGCUUGAAAGGAUGUUCUUUAGAUUUCAAUCUAUCGCAUGAAAGUCAUUGGGUGAUUUUUGGCUGUGUUAAAGAAGGUAGGAUAGGUGUAGAUGCAGUCUCUAUCGAUCGGUCUAUUUCCAAUUCGAUCGAUGAAUUCAUCAAGAGUUUUGAGCCACAGUUAUCAGCACAAGAAAUGCAACUGAUCAAAGGGUCAACAGAUCCACUGCAAACAUUUUUUGAAUUAUGGGGAUUAAAAGAAAGUUACAUUAAAGCAUUAGGCGUUGGUUUAUCAUUUGACUUAAACAGAUUGAAUUUCUAUGGACAAGACAACAAGGCAAGAAUUCGAUUGAAAAUCAAUGGAGAGCAAGCGUGUUGGUCGUUUCAUCUCAGUUCUCUUGAUGCUGAUACUUUAGCUGCCAUUUGUUAUGAUCGAGAUAGUUGUAUUCAGCAGCCUAGUCAUCUCCUUGGUGAACCCUUACAGUUAUCUGCUAGUUUAUUUCACCAGGUCAAAUUUGAAGAGAUUAGAAAUGUCGCGCAAAUAAACUGA
Molecule: messenger RNA, 1794 nt
Organism: Gilbertella persicaria
Lineage: Eukaryota; Fungi; Mucoromycota; Mucoromycetes; Mucorales; Choanephoraceae
Product: 4'-phosphopantetheinyl transferase superfamily
Exons: 8
Coding region: 1-1794 (597 amino acids)
Cellular component (GO): cytosol
Molecular function (GO): magnesium ion binding; holo-[acyl-carrier-protein] synthase activity
Source: RefSeq, a predicted model, not a curated record